AUGGUCCUUUUGAAAUGGCUGGUAUGCCAACUGGUCCUCUUCGCGUCACUGUCGCAUGCGUUUACCGACUAUCUUUUGAAGAAAUGUGCGCAAUCUGGGUUUUGCCAUAGAAACAGGGUCUAUUCUGACAACAUCGCCAAGUCGCAUCACUGCUACUACAAGCUGGACGCCCAAUCUAUUGCUCAUGACCCGCUUCAGAACUCCCUUUCUGCCACCAUAAUCAAAACCAUACCAAGACUGGACGGCGCUGACAUAGCCGUUGAGCUGCCCUUUUCGCUUUCUUUUCUACAAGACCACUCCGUAAGAUUCACUAUCGAUGAGAAGGAGAGGACCGUUGCCAGCGGGGGCUCUCUACUCGCCUCCCAACGGUACAAUGAAACCUGGAUGUACGCCUUCGACGGGAAGUUCCACGACGAGGCGAACAAGACCAACUUCCCAGAGCUACGCUUUGCCAAGCAAGAACACUCCACAGACUCGCUUUGGUCGAGACUGUCCUCAUUCCUCACCCAUUCGAACUCUACUACGGACACUAUCCAUUUGCAAAAUGGUAACAUAUCGCUGGAAAUCCUCACCGAGCCCUUCCAGCUGAAAAUCUACUGGCAGAAUAGCUUAAGACUUAUAGUAAAUGAGCGGAACUUUCUAAAUAUCGAGCACCAAAGGUCUAAAGAGGAAAAUUUUGCUCACGUGCUCCCAGAGGAAACCACUUUCAACAUGUUCAAAGACGAUUUCAUGUACUCCAAGCACGACACUAUGCCUCUGGGGCCCGAAUCGGUUGCGUUGGAUUUCACCUUCUUCCAAUCCACAAACGUUUUCGGUAUACCGGAACAUCCAACUUCCCUACGGCUGAUGGACACUUCGCAGGGGGAGCCUUACAGGCUGUUCAACGUCGACGUCUUCGAGUACAACAUCGGGACCACCCAACCAAUGUACGGGUCCAUCCCAUUCAUGUUCUCCUCGUCGUCCACGUCCGUCUUCUGGGUCAAUGCCGCUGAUACUUGGGUGGACAUCAACUACGAUACUCAGCAGAAUAAAACAAUGACUCACUGGAUUUCAGAAAAUGGUGUCGUGGAUGUAGUUAUCUCCCUGGGACAGGAUAUUCCUGCAGUCAUUGACAAGUUUACCGACUUGACUGGCCGACCAUUCCUGCCACCAAUGUCGUCUAUUGGGUACCACCAGUGUAGAUGGAACUACAACGAUGAAACGGAUGUUCUCACCGUGGAUGCUCAGAUGGACGCUAACGAGAUUCCGUACGAUUUCAUUUGGCUGGACUUGGAAUACACAAACGACAAGAAAUAUUUUACAUGGAAACCGAACUCUUUCCCCAACCCAAAGAGACUGUUAUCGAAAUUGAACAAGCUGGGAAGAAACCUAGUCGUGUUGAUCGAUCCUCAUUUAAAGAAGGGUUACGAGAUUAGCGACAGUGUAAUUAACGAAAACGUCGCCGUCAAGGAUCAUAAUGGCAACGACUACGUGGGCCAUUGCUGGCCAGGCAACUCCAUCUGGAUCGAUACUAUGAGUGAGUACGGUCAGAAAAUCUGGAAAUCCUUUUUUGAGAAAUUUAUGGACUUACCAGCCGAUUUGACAAAUUUGUUCAUUUGGAAUGAUAUGAACGAGCCUUCGAUAUUCGAUGGUCCGGAAACCACUGCACCAAAGGAUUUAAUUCACGACAAUCAUACCGAGGAGAGAUCUAUCCAUAACCUGUACGGUUUAUCCGUUCAUGAAGCCACUUAUGAUGCGGUCAAAUCAAUCUACUCUUCAUCCGAUAAACGUCCCUUCCUUUUAACAAGAGCAUUUUUUGCCGGCUCUCAACGUACGGCGGCCACAUGGACUGGUGAUAACGUUGCUACUUGGGACUACCUAAAGAUUUCCAUACCCAUGGUUUUAUCGAACAACGUCGCUGGGAUGCCAUUUAUCGGAGCCGAUAUUGCUGGCUUUGCUGAAGAUCCGACACCUGAACUAAUUGCCCGUUGGUAUCAAGCAGGUUUGUGGUACCCAUUCUUUAGAGCCCAUGCUCAUAUCGAUACUAAGAGAAGAGAGCCUUACCUGUUUGAUGACCCUUUGAAAUCUAUCGUUCGUGACACCAUUCAGCUGAGAUAUUUCUUAUUGCCCACCUUAUACACUAUGUUUUAUAAAUCAAGUACCACUGGAUUUCCUAUAAUGAAUCCAAUGUUUAUUGAGCACCCAGAAUUUCCCGAGUUAUACGACAUCGAUAACCAAUUUUAUUGGGGUGACUCAGGUUUGUUGAUUAAACCUGUUACGGAUCCUGGUCAAUCGGAAAUUGAAAUGAUUUUUCCACCCGGUGUCUUUUACGAUUUUGAAUCAAUGGCCUCUUUCGUAAACACUGGAGCCGACCCAGCAGUGAAAAUCAUUCCUACACCACUAGAUAAGAUCCCAUUUUUCAUUGAAGGGGGACACAUCAUUACCAUAAAAGAUAAGUAUAGAAGAUCCUCAAAGCUGAUGAAAAACGAUCCAUAUGUCCUAGUUAUUGCUCCAGAUGUCAAAGGUCAUGCUGUAGGUGAUUUAUAUGUUGAUGAUGGAGAGACUUUUGGCUAUCAAAGAGGUGAAUACGCAAAGACUCGGUUCGUUUUAGAAGACGGUCAUAUCCUAAAAAACGUUCCAAGUCAUACUCCAGAUAAUCUGAUGAACAUUCACAAUGACGUGUUGAGAAAUACAAAUAUUGAAAAGAUUAUCGUUGCGAAGAACGAACUACAACGUGAUAUAGCAUUGAAGGACUCCGUGACAAUCAAACAAGGUGGUGAAGAACGAUCAUUCCCCACUAAACUAUCACAUGAAGAUGACAAUAAGAUUAUCAUCAUGAACCCAAUGCUCGAUAUAACCGAAAACUGGGAACUAAUCUUUUAG
Messenger RNA from Saccharomyces eubayanus, 2862 nucleotides. It is a transcript of the gene ROT2, whose product is annotated as glucan 1,3-alpha-glucosidase ROT2. Gene Ontology annotation, biological process: N-glycan processing; carbohydrate metabolic process. The record is from RefSeq and is a predicted model, not a curated record. Gene Ontology annotation, molecular function: alpha-glucosidase activity; carbohydrate binding. The transcript has a single exon. Lineage: Eukaryota; Fungi; Ascomycota; Saccharomycetes; Saccharomycetales; Saccharomycetaceae. The coding region runs from base 1 to 2862 and encodes 953 amino acids. Gene Ontology annotation, cellular component: glucosidase II complex.